ACUUGCACUUGCACUUGCACUUGCACUGGCAUUCUCACUUGCGCUUGCAUCCGCUGCUGCCAUGCUUCCUUCCCUCAGAUCGGCGACACUGAGCGCCCAUCUGCGCCGCCAAAUCCCAGCAGCCCUCGUCCCGGUGCGCCUGAACCAGACUUUGGUACACAGCUUCGACACGUACAAGUUCGUGCAGAGGCUCGAGGCCGAAGGGUUUCAGCGCGAGCAGUCAGAGGCCCUCAUGGACUCGCUUUCGCAGGUGCUGGAAGAAAGCAUCAAGAGCAUCUCGGAGACCUCAGUGCAAACGAGCGAGUUUGAAAAGGUGGCCUACAUGAACAAGGUCGACUUUGCCCACGUCCGCAACGAGAUGUCGCUUCUCGAAAAGAACGACUUUGCCUUGAUCAAAUCCGACACGCUUCGGCUGCAAGCUGAGCUGGAGAAGCUGCGCCAGAAAAUAUCAGAGGAGUAUCGCCAGCUGCAGUCCAGCGUUCGGCUGGAGCUUUCGCUUGAAAAGGGCCGAAUUCGCGACGAACAGAGCAAUCAGGAGCUUAAGAUCAAGGAGGCCGACACCAAGAUCGACUCGGAGGUGUCUCAGAUGAAGGGCCAGAUGGAGACAAUCCAGUGGGACCUGUUCAAGACCCUCUUUCCUCUGUUUUGUGCCGGCGGAGCCCUCUUCUUCAGUUAUCUGCGCUUCGUCAAGUAGCAGCGUCGCGAUUGCGUGCUCGAGUCAAACCUCGAAUCCUUCAGCAGCACUUCUAUGACCACUCGUUUGUUCGUACAAGUGUUACUGGCCAUACCAGCGUCAGGAGCGCUUUCGCGCGCCUUGCAUUCCACCCAAAAUUGAAAUGGGAUACAGUACAUACGUGAAUGCUGGUUGAUCUCCUGGCUGAAUGAUGUUGAUGUUGAUGUUGAUCGAUCUCCAGGCUGGAUGACAUCGAUUGGCGCUCGCACGAUUGUGAUGGACUCGGCCGAUGAGAUAUCGACCGCGGAGAUGCCACGGUCUUGGACGGGCUCCAUGGGACGAGCACCCGAGGAAGCGAUCUUACCCAUUUGGUGGAUCUCGGCCGAGUGCACGAUACGAUCCAACUGCGGCAUGCUUUUGUCCGAGACAGACGAUAUGUUCCAUUGCUUUUCUUCCAACACGCUGUACCUUCCGCCCGCCAGCAUCACUUC
Molecule: messenger RNA, 1164 nt
Organism: Polychytrium aggregatum
Lineage: Eukaryota; Fungi; Chytridiomycota; Chytridiomycetes; Polychytriales
Product: DUF1640-domain-containing protein
Exons: 5
Coding region: 62-694 (210 amino acids)
Cellular component (GO): mitochondrion
Source: RefSeq, a predicted model, not a curated record